Molecule: messenger RNA, 909 nt
Organism: Symbiodinium sp. CCMP2592
Lineage: Eukaryota; Dinophyceae; Suessiales; Symbiodiniaceae
Source: the annotation of a GenBank genome assembly
GCUCACACGGCCGCAAUCGGUCUGCGACACUCGGCGUGGGUUUGUCGGCGGUCUACGACAUUCCGGUGUGGCUUCCGACUUUCGGGGGCCUUCAGAAGGAAUGGUGGGCGAUCGCGAAGUUGCCGGACGACGUCAUGGGGUCGCUCAAGCAGUACCAGGCGGUCGCUCGUGGCCCCGUGCCGCCGCCUACGGCCCCGCCGUUCGACGGUGCCGGCCGCGACUACGGCCACGGCGUUUUCGAUCCCAAUGGCUUGGAGGGGUCGAUGCCGUCGGUCGGGAAUGCGGUCCUCGAUGCCGUUCGUUUGGACGUUUGGAAAGUGGCACCGUCGGUCCUCAUCGAACUGGACCAGCUCCAAAUCGACGAGCGUUGCAUGCGGUCGGUCGCGAACCUGGCCGGCCACAGUGACGACGGGGCGAAGUUCGUGCGGGAGCUCUUCCAGGUCAUUCAGCGCGAGAACUCCGACCGCUCGCAGUACGACAACCCGGCGGCCGCCAUCACGUCGGCCGUUCGUAAGGAGCUGGACCGCCUUCGCCCAAACAUUCCAGGACUGCCGGGCAGCAGCGGCGACCGCCCUCCGGCUAACCUCGGGCCACAUGCUCGGGCGGUCAAUCGAGGGCCUCCUCCUGGUCCGUGCCCCGGAGCCCCGGCCUUUCUACGACGAUCGUCAGUUCUACGACGAUCGUCGUGGCUAUGCUCCGGACGAUCGUCGCUAUGAUCCUCGGGACGAUCGCCGCUAUGGCCCUCCUCCGGUGCUGGGCCGUUCGAUGUCGAAGCAGGCCGGUUCUGGAGAAGCGGCUGGGUCCUUGGGUCUUUCGGAGUUCAGUGGUUUCCAGCAGUUCUGGUUUAGGUCGUUCGCCGAAACUCAGAUUGCGACUUUCGUGCCGUGCCCGAGUGCUUUGUGCAGCUGA